CGAAGAGCUCCCUCAACCUCCCUCUUUUCGGCUCAGGCGGAGACUCGAGCUAGGCGCUGGGAGCGUGAGGUGGUUUUUUUUUUUCUCUGCAGCUGAACAUCCGGACAACUCCGCCGCCAUUAUGGUGAAGCUCGCUAAGAAUGUUAAAAAUCAGCCUAAACAAAAGAAAAUGACUACCCUUCCCCCAAAGGAAAUCGAUGACAGUGAUGAAGAAGAUUCAUCAGAAGAAGAGGAGAGCAGUGAGGAAGAGAUGCUUGCUCCUAAGAAAGCCGCGACCCCAGCAAAAGCAGCUGCCGCUCCCAAUAAAAAGGCAGCAACUCCCGCAAAGAAGGCCGUAGCUACUCCGGCCAAGAAAGCAGCAGCAGCAGCUCCUCUUCCUGCAAAGAAAACACCUGUCCCUGCCAAAGGAGCAAAAAAUGGGAAGAAUGCAAAGAAGGAAGAAAGUGAGGAGGAAGAAGAUGAGGAGGAUGAAGAUGAGGAUGAGGAGGAAGAUGAUAGCGAGGAAGAUGAAUCUGAGGAGGAACCUGCUGCUGUACCGGUGAAAAAACGGGUCGCCCAAGCACCUCAGAAGAAGCCUGUAGCUCCUGCCAAUCUGAAGCAACUGGAGGAGGAGGAGGAGGAGGAUGAAGAGGAGGAUAGCGAGGAUGAAGAGUCAGAAGACGAGCCCAUGGAAACCACUCCAGCGAAGGGAAAGAAAGCUGUGCCAGCAAAAGCAACCCCUGCCAAGGCAGCUGCAGCAAAGGAGGAUUCUGAGGAAGAAGAUGAAGACUCUGAGGAAGAGGAGGACGAGGAGGAGGAAGGGGACGAAGAGGAGGAUGAAGAGGAGGACGACGAGGAGGAGGAAGACGCUCUUCCUGGAAAACGAAAGAAGGAAUUAGCCAAGCAAAAAGGUGCCCCAGAUGCCAAGAAGAAGAAAACAGAAGAGGCCGCCUUCUCUCUCUUUAUGAGUAACCUCAAUGCAAGCAAGAACUUCGAAGAGCUCAAGGCUGCCAUCAGAGACUUCUUUGGCAAAAAGGACCUUCAAGUCCAAGAAGUCAGAAUUGGCAAUUCAAAGAAGUUUGGCUAUGUAGAUUUCUCCUCUGAAGCUGAACUGGAUAAAGCACUCAAAUUAAAUGGGAAAAAACUGAUGGGCCUGGAAACGAAACUAGAAAAAGCAAAGAGUAAAGAGAGCCUUUGGGAGAAUAAAAAAGAGAGAGAAGCAAGGACCAUUUUUGUGAAGAACCUUGCUUACAGUGUCACCCAGGAUGAGCUGCAUGCUGCAUUUGAGGAGGCCGUUGAGGUCAGGCUGGUGUCCAAGGAUGGGAAUAGCAAAGGGAUCGCCUACAUCGAAUUUAAAAGUGAGGCCGACGCAGAGAAAGCUUUGGAGAAGCAGGGGAUGGAGAUAGACGGACGCCCCAUUGUCCUUGACUACGUAGGUGAAAAGAGCCAGCAGGAUAGCAGGAAACCCGGCAAGGGAGCCCCCUCAGGGGGAGAAUCCAAGACGCUGGUGGUGAACAACCUUUCUUACGAUGCGACCGAGGAAAGCCUCCAGGAGGUCUUUGAGAAAGCGUCGGCCAUCAGGAUUCCCCAGAACAACCAGGGGAGACCCAAAGGGUAUGCCUUCGUCGACUUUGCCACAGCUGAGGAUGCGAAGGAAGCCAUGAACUCCUGCAACAACACAGAGAUCGAAGGCCGCACAAUCAGACUAGAAUUCAGCAACUCGGGCGGACAGAACAGAAAUACAAACAUGAAAGGGGGCUUUAGUCAGCAAAGCAAAACCCUGUUUGUCAAAGGGCUGUCAGAGGAGACCACCGAAGAAACCUUGAGAGAGUCGUUCGAUAGCUGCAUUGGGGCGAGAAUAGUGACCGACAGGGACACCGGCUCCUCCAAAGGCUUUGGCUUUGUGGACUUCAGCUCCACAGAAGAUGCCAAAGCAGCCAAGGAAGCCAUGGAGGAUGGAGAGAUUGAUGGAAACAAAGUGACCCUCGAUUUUGCCAAGCCCAAGGGGGCCACUCCCCGUGGGGGAGGCGGCGGCGGAGGAGGCUUCGGCCGAGGCAGCAGAGGUGGACGCGGCGGCAGAGGUGGAUUUGGAGGCCGGGGAGGAGGCCGGGGAUUCGGAGGCAGAGGAGGAGGUGGCGGCUUCAGGGGAGGCCGAGGCGGUGGCGGCGACCACAAACCACAAGGAAAGAAGAUCAAAUUUGACGACUGAAGCGGGGGCGGGCGUUCCUUUGCAUCCGAAAGGACUCUGGGGUUUUAGUUGGGUCGCCUUGAGAGAUGACAGAGCCUUCCGAGGACAUUCCAAGACACGCCGCAGUCCCCGAGGAGCUCCUCCGAAGGCUCCCCCUCCACGAAGAAAAACAGCCAACCGACUGCCUGGCCGCGCAUAAGAACUUUUUUAAAAAGCAACAAGAAAUGUGGGAGUUGACCCUGUGUCCAUGUAUUCCCCCACCCCCCACCCUCCGAAUUUAUAACGUUUUACCCAUGUACAAAAUUUAACUUCCUUAUACAUUUCUGUAGGCUUUUUCUUGGGUUUUUUUCCCCCCCCCAACCCCCCCUUGCUGUAAAAAUGCAAAAUGUUUUAUCAUUUGUGUCUCGGCAAACUGUCUAGGACAGAUUAAAGGGCCUCAAUGGAG
Notechis scutatus (mainland tiger snake) is the source of this 2612-nucleotide messenger RNA. The record is from RefSeq and is a predicted model, not a curated record. Lineage: Eukaryota; Metazoa; Chordata; Lepidosauria; Squamata; Elapidae.